Drosophila miranda is the source of this 1756-nucleotide messenger RNA. RefSeq lists its product as uncharacterized. The transcript has 4 exons. The record is from RefSeq and is a predicted model, not a curated record. Gene Ontology annotation, biological process: positive regulation of voltage-gated potassium channel activity; sleep; regulation of synaptic transmission, cholinergic. Bases 374 to 817 code for a protein of 147 amino acids. NCBI's taxonomy places the organism in Eukaryota, Metazoa, Arthropoda, Insecta, Diptera, Drosophilidae.
UUCGUGCUACAUUUGUCGUGUGGAGCUGCCUGCUGUCGGAUUCGCCCAGUCGUUUGUCAACCGUUUGUCAGCGUUUGCCGUGUGCGCCGUGAGCGCUUGUUUUUGCACAAGAGUCAGCAGGGAAAAUAAUUUAAUACAAUCGUUUUGUGUGUAGAGAUAGCAUCAGGAGCCGUGAAUUGAGUCGAAUCUGAAGCUCAAUUGAACAAAAAGAGAAAAGAACGAACGAAUCAAUUUCGCUAAAUUACUUUGUGCCCACAACUAAAUAGUCGAGUUCCGAGUCGAAGCGCGUCACGUCCCUUCUGGCUGUGUGUUUCAAUUGGAAGAGCAUCAUCAUCAUCGUAGAAUUGACAACAAUUAAAAGAAUCGAAUAAAAAUGCAGUACAUCUAUGUGAUUAGUGCGCUGAUUCUGGCCGUAGCCGUGCAGCAAGGCUAUGCCAUCAAAUGCUUUGUCUGCAAUAGCCAUAAAGAUGCCAACUGUGCACUGGACAUACCGCCAGAGAAUUUGCUAAAGGACUGCGAUGAGCAGUACUCGUCUCGUGGCAAGGGGAUACCCACCUAUUGUCGCAAGAUCACACAGAUCAUUGAGUUCUCUGUGAACAGCCUGCCCCCAGAUAGCCGCGUGAUACGGACCUGCGGAUAUCAGAACCAGACCUCGACCAACUAUUGCUAUUCGCGUGCCGGCUUUGGCGGGCGCCAGGUGGUCUGCUCCUGUGAUACGGACAAUUGCAAUGGCGCUGCCACGAUGAGUGCCUCCACGGUGGGUGUGGUGGCCAUGGUGGGUCUCCUGCUGGGCGCCUUCCAGUGGCUGCAGCGUUAGGACGGCCGUAGGAGACGCGAGGAGCCGCCUCAGUUGUGUUUUUUUGGUUUGUUUUUUCGUCGAUUCAUCAUCCAACCAAAUGUUUUUUUUUUGUUUUCGUAUUGUUGCUGACUCUCUUUAACUUCUGUGACACUUCUGUGAAACCCGUUGCCGCUUUACCCUCUCACCCUCCCAUCAAGAUGGUCCACACGUAGAGAGCUGCCACAGAGCUUGCUCUGUCGCAGCAUGAUUUUGUAACAUUUUUGAAUGGAGAACCGUAAAAAGCUUUAUACGAAACAUUAAAUAAACGAGAGAAUUGCUUAAGUUGUAAAUGUAUAUAAAAAAAAAAAAGAGAUCAUGUUACAUUUGGCCAAUAUAAUCGUUCAAAUCUAUUUUACACAGUAUGAAUUUUGAAACUAAUGUACGAGAAUACGAGUAUAAUAUAACGAUAAAAACUAAAACCUACCGCAGUUAAAAAGUAUUUAAAGAAAUCCAAUUAAACCAAACGAAAUAAAAGUCAAAGGAGGCCCCAAACUAACAGUAGUAAAUAAACUAUAAAUGUUAACACUCUUUGUCUAAGUUUCUCUAUUUUUAUUUUCAUAAGACUUAAAAUUAACAAAACAAAAACAAACAAAAAAUGGAAGAAAAUCUAAAGAAAUUUCUAAAAAAUUAAACCGCUAAACAAACGAAAAAGUAUUUAAAUGGCAGCAAAAGCCGUGAAAAAGCAUUAAACACACACUUUAUAGUAUAAUUAGAAAAGAAGCUAAAGUAAGAAUCAAGAAAUGAAAAUCCCCUUAACCCAAAACCAUACCCAUUCCUAGAUUAGUUGAAGCACGCUUGAAGGACACCACACAGCCAGAGGCCAAGCGAAAACAACGCCCCCAUCUAACGCACUCCCCAAAACGAAAAAAAAGAAAAUAAAAACACUCGUUGUUGUAACCAACUGCCAAAAACGGAAAA